AUUAAACUCAUACGUGCACAAAUCCGAUCUAGAUUUUGGGGACCGAAUCUAUAAAUGUUUUCAGUGCAACUCCGAUUGUCCGAGCGCCUGUGCUUGAAAGUGAUUUGUUUACGCGUGCCUCCCAAUUAGUUAUCAUUUUCAUCAUAACCCAACCCCAGACAUCAAAAAAUCACAAUUACUCAGAACAAGUGCAUCAUUCUUUGGUUUGAUUCCAGUGUUUUUUCACAUUUUGAUUUUCGUCCUCAUCAUCGUCACGAUUGAAAUGCUGCUUUGCUUGUCGAUGUUUCGCUGAGUGUGCGCUUAUUUUCUCUUGAAAGUUUAAGUUGUAUAUAAGUUUAGGCAAAAUGAGCGGGUUGCUUAACAUGUUUUGGGCUUUUCUCGGUUAUGAUACCGCAAAGCAACUAACCGGAAAAAUCGCCGAGCGGCAAGAGCAGGAAGAAGAAGCGACGGUAGUAUCGGCGGGAGUCAGUCGCAAAGUUGGCAACAUGGAAGUAGCAAACGUGCAGCAAGGCGUCGUCGCCAGCGGCGUUUCCAGACAGGAAGAGUCCGAGAGCAGCGAACAAACCACCUUGUCCGAAAGCUCCAAGGAUUUGGGACACACGAAAAUAUCGGAGAAGAGUGCCACUUUUGAAGGUACCCACCAGAGUAAAGUGGUUGAACAAUCAGAGAAUGCUUUCUCUACCUCGGAAUCUUCAUCAAGCUGUGUCGUCCAGCAGAGCGUCUCGCAAUCGGAAUCUUCAUCCACUGCUUUACCAUCGGAUACUCAACUUUCUUCAAUUGAGGAGGCGCCACCAAUGGCGGAAGUACCAAAAUCAACUGCUUCUAAACCUUUUGAACCAUUGAAGCCUUUCGAACCUCUACGCUCGUUUGAACUUGCAAAACAAAUCAACGAAAGCGUACAGAAAACAGAAUCCUUGGUUCAAGAAUCCAACACUUCUACAACCACUUCUUCUUCUACAUCUGCUUCUUCAUCUACAUUAAUUUCACAAUCACAAUCACAAUCUACAUCGACCUCUUCAUCAAUUCAAGCUACAUCAUCAAGCACAAAAGGUUUCUCAAUACCGUUACUUCCAGUCGACUCUUUGAAGAAAGUCGAUCUGCCAGUUGAGAUCUCAUCAAGUUUACCCGAACCUGCUCCGAGUACACAACUGGUAGAAAAUUUGGAAGAACCACCUUCACCACCAAUUCCUUGGCUUGUCAAAUGUGAACCUGAACCACUCUACGAUGCUGCCACUAAUGGUCUAUUAGUGGAACCAGCAAUCGCGAAUGUAAGUUCGUCUCAAAAUGGAAAUAUUAAUAUGGAAGAAAAGAAAGAAGAAUACGUGUUCAAACCGCUAGCGAAACCUUCAGAUUUUAUUAAGAAUUUAGCAAAUCAGAAGCCUAGUGAAAUUAAAGAAGAGAAAAUAAAGAAUACUUUAAAGGAAAUUAUUUCGGAUUUAGACAAUUAUGCUGAGAAGGAUACCGAAUUGAAAGACGAUUGUAAAUUGAAUGGCAAUCAAAAUGGAAAUGAAGAAUCAAACUUUUCUGUUAAUCCUUUGCAAUCAUCUAAAAGCGUGAAAACGUCACGUCCGUAUGAAGAAAUACUCAUGGUUCAUUUGCCUUCCUGUAUUGAGACUAAGGAUCGGCAAAAUAAACUGCAGGUAAUUCAAGAACUGAAUCAAUUAAAUAAGGAUAAAGCAAAUGAUGAAUCGGACGAAAACGCGCCGCCUAAUAAACCACCAAUUAGUUUGGAGAAAAUAUUCACGCCUGCUCAAGAUGCGCCUCAAAUUAAACCCAAGUCAAAGAAAAUGUAUGCGUCGUCAGAUUUCUAUGCUUCCGGCUUACAUCCAACUGUUGAAGACCAAGUUGAAUUGGCACGGCGUAUUUCUAGUUCCUUGAGUGAUAUUAGCAAUCAGGCGAGCAAAGGACAAUCGAUGUACGUCAAUAGAAAGAAGCGAUCGGUGAAAUGGGUGCACGAAAGCGAAGGAAAUGUUAUCAAUGGUCAGAAUGGAUCCAUCUCAGAAACUAGAAACGAACACGAAUCAAAGUCGAUUUUGAAAUUGGUGAUGAACCCACAUGGACAAGUUCAGGAUAUCAAUUCGUUGAAAAAGCAAGGUCUUCAGUUUGAAUCCGCUUUAUCUCCGGAUGUUUGCGCUGAAAUCGUGAAAGAUUUGAAUUCACCCAAAGGAAAAGGGGCUGAAUUAUUUGCCAAGAGACGUAAACGUUCGGAAAAAUGGGUGGUUGGUGAAACAACCGGUGUGAAAUCGGAGACAUUAAACGACAUUGCUUCGACUCCCGUCCCCAUUCUCUCUCCUCUUCCGCCAUUGACACCUAGCAAUCUACCGGCACCAAGUUACCUUCCGGAAACACAGCAACGCAUGCAACAUAAAGAAAAAUUGGAUUCAAUUCAGGAGCGUUUCAUAAGACCAAAGUUGAAGCUGAUAAAGUCUCCUUGGGAAGCGGCGCUUGAAACCGGCUCGGUUGAAUCGGCUUUUCAAGACGUGGCGCCGCCAUCGUUUCCUUCCAAAGGUAAUUUUGUUGCUCCGGCCGUCAAUUCGUACGAGGAAGCGUUGCAGAACGAUACCCUGCCUUCGUGGACAAUGCCCGCGAAUGGCUACGGCCCCAGCGCCGCCAAUAAUAAAGUUUACGCACACAAUCCAGCGUACAACAGCAAUAGCAUAAAUAGGAUCGUUGAUAAUCUCCAAAAAGGUUUGUCGAAUGUGGACAUAUACAAACCAACACUCCCACAGGCAUGGAACGCACAGCCAGUUUUAAAGACGCAACAAUAUAGUAGCGUUUGGCUUCCCGCUGAUAUGCAACCUUCUCCUAGUACUGAACAAAGACCCACUUCACCUUUUCCUGCUAUUCCGGAUGUUUCUCAAACGCCCGAAUGCUUAGUAGGUACCCCGAUUGAUCCAAAAAUUAGUAGGCCGGUAUCACCAGGUCCAUCCAAUUUAGAACACAUGUUGUCAACCAUGGAAUCUGCACCAAAGGAAAAGUCACCGGUUACUUUUCCAACAAUACCCGACGUAGUUUGUCAGGAGGAUUUAACUGAUUCGUUCCAUCAAACUGAUGCGGUACCUCCAAUGAGAGCAACAUCACCGUUUCCAAAUAUUCCUGAUGUCAAGUUGAACCCGGAUGUUCUUAUCAAAGAUAUUGUAAAAAUCCGCACUAGUCCAGUGCCAUUCUUCAAAGCUAAAAGUCCAAUCCCUCAAGAUGUGGAGCAAAAACCAAGAAUUGAACCAAAAUUGGAACCAGUUUCUAUUCCGUCAUUACCGGCUGAAGCAGCGGUUCCAGAACAGUUAAAUACUAUAAGCACUUUCCAACAAUCAGUGCUGUCACAACCGAGCAAACCAACUUUUUAUAAAGCAAGUAAACCUUAUGCUCCCGUGAAGUUGGAUAAGAAAUAUCCUUCCGUUUUGGAUGAACCAAUACCGAGAGGAUCACCGCCGCCUGAAAAACCUGAAUUUAAUUUUGCGAUUGGUGAUUUACCGGCGGAACGUUCACUGAAAACACCAGUGCGUACUUUACAGAGUGAAAUUUUUGAAAGUCAAGGACAUUAUAAUGCUAGUAGGUCUGCUUCACCGUUUCCAGUGUUUAUCCCACUGGAAAAUGUACCAGAACCUGAGAUUGUUCAAAAAGAGGAAGUUCAAGCACCACCCGAGCCUGAACCAGAGCCGGAAUCUGAGCCAGUCGUUGUUGAUUUGAAGAAAUUAGCAAUUUCUGAUACACAGACGAAAAAACUGGUGGAGUCACAGAAAGAUUGUUUCAAAGAAAUGAAAGAAAUUAAAGAAGCUUACAAAGAGAUCACGCCAACAUAUAAAGAGUAUUGCAACAAAGUCAGUGAAUCUAUGAAACCAAAAGUUGUUAAAACAUCUCAGUUGAGUGAAGAUAAUGAAGUUAGGAAGAAACUUGAAGAAAUGAAGAAGGUACGCGCUGGUGUUAAUCUAGGUCCUGUACCAACUGAACCAGUUGAAAAACCAGUUGAAGAAAAUGUCUGCAAUAAAGAAGAAGAUACAACACCUAAACCACUUCCAUCUCUUGACGAAGAUAUUAUACCAAAGAUGAAACCCGUAGAAGUGAAAAAAGAGGAACCAAUUAAAACGGAAGCAAAAACUGCACCACCACAUGAAGAUAAACCAAAACCAAAACGCCCAGUAUAUCACGAUGAAGUAGAAGCACCUAAAUGUAAGAAGGCACCGGAAACUAUUAUUGGAGCGAGGCCGCUUUUUGGUCAACUAGAUAUUAACUCUGAAUUCAAGAAAGCAAUUGGUAAUCGUGCGUCAUUUAAACAAAAACGCGCAUUAGAAGAAGCAAUGGACAAACAACAAGAACUUGGACAAUCGGAGAUUAAAGUUGAGAGGUCAGAGACCUACAACCAACAACAAACAUUCAGCGAGCCAUACAAAGAGUCUACUUUUAAGAAGAAAUCUAAGAAUAAUGAAAUUGCUGAGGUGAAAACCAUUUCUAAAACCGCCAGCGAUGAAAUCGAACAAAUCUAUUACCAACAAGACAGGGAAAUUGAAAUUGAUUACCAGACCGUUCAAGAAGAAAUAAUAAUGCCUGAACCAACAUUAGAGCGUGUUCUUAGUUACGAAAGGCCUUUGACACCGGUACAAAUGCAAUAUUUUGGUCCUGGUAACAAUACUACCAUUUAUAGACCACAAGCACAAAUGCCACCCGCUCCAGCUCCCGCAGCACCUCACGAACCAGUCAUAAUCGUUCACGAAGACAACAGUAAUGAAACAGAAGAAGAUGAAUACAGGAAAAUACCAGUCAAAAGUCUCAUUCAAAACUUUGAGCAAAAUGUUAUGCCGCCUCUGCGUUACAAACAAAUUCGCGGAGAACCAUUACCAGACGUGGUAGACAGGGCAGUUCAACCAGGACUCACGCCAAGAAACUCGAUUGAUUUCUCCAAUACAAACGUUGAUUUGAGCCAAUUGAGUGAAACGCAAUUCAUCCAGGAACAGAUAUUGAAAGAAGCCGAAAAGGAAUUCGACAAUUUGUUUUUCGUCGCCAAUACGGCGACUGUGCAAACCAAGCUGUUUUCGGAACAGCAGCAUCAACAGGGAUUUCAACAUGCCGAAAAUAGCUCAUUUUGUGCAUACGAUAGCUCUGCCUCGUCAUCCAUGCAACAUCAAUCCGCUUACGCUUCUCAUGCUUCUGAUUAUCUCAACGUGCAAGAUUCUUCAACGUUGCCACGCACUAAACCAACAUCAGUUCCUCAACAAACGGCCGCAAUGCCACCAUUAUCGCCCGUGCCGAGCUUCAAACCUGCAACCCCAGCACCAGUCUUCGUACCCAAGGAAUCUAAUGCUCCAUUGUCGCCAAUGUACCAAUCAUAUGCACCGCCACCAAAGGAAAAUAUCCCACCGAUGCAAACACAAUCCUAUCAAGCAACUCCUCCAUUGCCACCAGUCCGGGUGAACUUCAACAAUUUGCAGAAUUACAAUACUGCUGCACGUGGCUGGGGCGACCUCAAGCAGGUUUACAAACCAGUCACAUUCGACAAACCAAAGUCGCCAUAUUCAGAUUUUUAAGGCUUUGGAAUUAGUUUUCUUACUACGAUUACUUUGAAUUAUCUCCACUGAAUCACUUCAAUGGUGAUUGAAGUGCUGAGAUAUUUUACAUUUUAUUAUAUCUUCUAAGAUGUUGAUUGUAAAUAUUUAAAACGUAAUGAGAUAUAUCCUAUUUAUUGUUAUACAUGAUUUAAUUAUGUUUUGUGAGCGUGCAUAUAGUUUUGAUGUUGUAUCGUAAAUUAUUAUUGGUAAUUAAUUAGUGGGUCUAGCCAUAUAUUAAAUUCUGAAUGAAAUUUUAAAAAGCGAAAUACUAUUACUAUAAGUUUGAAGUUAUUCAAUUGUUAAAUUUAUUAUUUAGCAUACCUUUAAAUGUAGCUUACGAUUCAUGUUAUGAAGUUAAAAAUAAAACAUAAAGUACCAAAA
Dalotia coriaria is the source of this 5921-nucleotide messenger RNA. RefSeq names its product titin. Gene Ontology annotation, biological process: positive regulation of actin filament bundle assembly. Lineage: Eukaryota; Metazoa; Arthropoda; Insecta; Coleoptera; Staphylinidae. Gene Ontology annotation, cellular component: nucleus; actin cytoskeleton; Z disc. The transcript has 13 exons. The record is from RefSeq and is a predicted model, not a curated record. Bases 345 to 5519 code for a protein of 1724 amino acids. Gene Ontology annotation, molecular function: actin binding.